GGCCAAUAUAUACUGCCCUCUGAUCCAGGGACGUGGAGACACAAAACAUGGAGCUUUCACGAACAACUCAUGGCCACGGACUUCUCAUAGCAUCUGUGUUCUUACUAUUUAACUUGUCCGUAGCUUCUUCACCGCCUCAAGAAAAAGGACUCCCCUACAUGACUUCAGAUGUCAAAGAAGUGUCAGGCAAACAUUUUGAUUACAUUGUUGUUGGGGGAGGCACCGCUGGCUGCUCCCUAGCUGCGACCUUAUCCGAGAGAUUCUCCGUGCUAUUGGUGGAACGAGGUGGCUCACCCUAUGGAAAUCCGUUGGUACUGGAUAAGAAGUACUACGGGUUGGCGUUGAUCCAAACCGAUGAGUACACAUCGGUAGCGCAAAGCUUCAUCUCCAAGGAUGGGAUUAUGAAUCACAGAGGAAGAGUUCUUGGAGGAUCAUCGGCUAUAAAUUUUGGGUUUUAUAGUAGAGCAAGUGAGAAUUUUAUCGAAAAAGUGGGGUUGGAUAAGGAACUAGUAAGACAAGCUUAUGAAUGGGUGGAAUCUAGAAUUGUAUUUAAACCUGAGUUGACCAUGUGGCAGAUUGUUGCUGAGUUUGGCCUUCUUGAAGCAGGAAUUCUACCUUACAAUGGUUUUAGUUUGGAACAUAUCGAAGGAACAAAGGUGGGUGCGACCGUCUUUGAUCAAUUUGGAACAAGACACACCUCAGCUGAUCUUCUGAAGUCAGGAAAUCCCGAAAAUAUAACAGUUCUUUUGAAUGCAACUGUAAAGAAUGUCAUCUUCCAUAAUGAAAAUAGGAACGAAACCAGAGCAUAUGGUAUAAGGUUCAUCGAGAGUAACGGCUGUACUGAUCAAGCCCACGAAGCUUAUAUCAAACAAAAUAAUGAUUCCAGUUCAUGGGGAGAUGUAAUAUUAUCAGCAGGGGCUUUAGGCAGCCCCCAAAUUUUAUUACUAAGUGGGAUUGGACCUAAUGAACACCUGAGGAACUUUAGCAUCCCACUUGUGCUGGACUUGAAAGGGGUCGGAUGGGCAAUGAAAGACAACCCUGGCAUCGCCCUCUUGGUGGACAAUAAGCCACAAAAGAGGCUACCAGACACCCCCCAAGUUGCAGGUAUAGCAGAUGACUUUAACAUCAUAGUUGAAGCAGGAAUCAUACCUGUAAGUUUGAAUGCAACGAGAAUGACAGUUGCUGCCAAAGUGGCAUUCCCAGAAUCAAAAGGUAAGCUCGAAUUAAAUGGAACAGACCCCAGGAGAAACCCUUCAGUUCAAUUCAACUAUCUAGCGAAGGAAAAGGACUUGGAGGAAUGUGUAAAGAUGAGCAAACUGCUUGAGCGAGUUGCUGGGUCUCACUCAAUCGCCGCGUUCCUGGAGAAGGAGAACAAAAAUAACCUCAUGUCUAGUGAGGAGGAGCUGAGAAAAUCUUGCAAGAAAAAUGUGAGGACCUUUUAUCACUUUCAUGGCGGUUGUACAGUUGGGUCGGUUGUGGACAAGGAUUACAGGGUUUAUGGGGUCCAGGGAUUGAGAGUAGUGGACGGCUCAACAUUCCUGGAAUCGCCAGGAACAAAUCCAAUGGCCACACUCUUAAUGCUAGGAAGAUACCAAGGGAUCAGGAUUCUCAAAGAAAGAGAAGAUGCUUGUGCAUUUAGUACCCAGAAAAACAGAUAGGAUCUCUGAAGGGCUCCUAGUUUGUAUCAGAUGACUGAGAACUCAAAAGUAUAUAUCCAAUGAU
This is a messenger RNA of Juglans microcarpa x Juglans regia, 1722 nucleotides long. RefSeq names its product (R)-mandelonitrile lyase-like. The record is from RefSeq and is a predicted model, not a curated record. The transcript has 3 exons. Bases 48 to 1658 code for a protein of 536 amino acids. Gene Ontology annotation, molecular function: flavin adenine dinucleotide binding; oxidoreductase activity, acting on CH-OH group of donors. NCBI's taxonomy places the organism in Eukaryota, Viridiplantae, Streptophyta, Magnoliopsida, Fagales, Juglandaceae.